Podarcis lilfordi (Lilford's wall lizard) is the source of this 17126-nucleotide messenger RNA. Lineage: Eukaryota; Metazoa; Chordata; Lepidosauria; Squamata; Lacertidae. The record is from the annotation of a GenBank genome assembly.
GGAGACAGUUGCUCUUGCAACUUCCUUGCUUGAAGUCCCUAAAGAUCUUUCGCAACCCCAUCUGCAGCUGACCCCUCCUCCCUUCAUCCUCUUCGCACAGAAGAUACAGCCCCUUAUAGCAAUGCAUGCAUUCUGAAGACUGCUAGGGGGUCGUUUUCUUUUUGUCCUAUUCUGCUGUGCCUGGAUGUUGCAGUCCUGUCUGUCUUCUGCCUGUGACCGCUGCCAUGCACCACUCUGAAGCUGACAGCUCCCUGUUGAUCUACAUGGGUGCAGUGGUGCUCUACGGAGGGACGAUCCUUUACCGAGCCAAAAAGAACUGUGUGGAGAAGGCAACCCCCUUUUCCUGGGGUCUCCUCUUGCUCCUUGCUUCAGGAGUCCUGUGUUUCGCCAUGCUGAGAAGUUACCUGGGCUUGAGUUUGUUCUCGCUGAUGUGCUUCCUCUUCUGCAUUUACACAUCCGAUCAAGCCCUGCUCCCUGUGGACCACAAAGCAGUACUCAUCACAGGUAAGGAGAAGGAAGAACUUUGGCUUUCAUUAGCUCUUGAGAGAAUCUUUUACAUUACUCAGUCGUCUCUGAAUUAGCACAGUUCUGACUCUCUUUCAUCCCCAUCAUCCUCUCUUGCACCCUUUUAUUUAUUAGCAUCCAUUUCUCUGCUCCAUCCUUUUCCAGGCAGGGGGCCUUUCAGGUGCAGAAAUAUCAGGCCGUUUGCUCCAAUCAGGAGCCAUAUGAAAUUUCUACCUUCUUAGCAGCACAGAACUGUGUAUGUUCUCACUCCUUAAGUAAGCAUUCAUCAAGACAGCAUGAGAAUUACUGGAGGUCUGAACUGUGAAUUGAGUUACGAUGGCGGAGUUGGGGAAUUUCUACUUGGGCUUUUUAUUCAAAAUGAGCUGGUGGUUCUGUAGCUAACAGAGAACCUAGGUUUACUUUUUGCAAAUUUGGAUAAAGCAAAGCCUUAGAGUGGGGAAAAGCACAAUUUCAUUUUUGACACAGAUCUUUAAAUGGUGCAUCAGACUUGAUGGAUUGUGGCAAAACUGCUUCCAAUGACAAAACGCUAUGCACCCAGUUGCAGGUUAUUUAUUUGCCUGUGGGGUGUCUUGUUAAGGAAAGGACACUGCUAUUCAUUGGUCCCAGUGAGGUGGGAGGGAGAGGAAAGAGAAGGAAAAUCCAUCAAUGGUUUCUAAAAUAAAUAAAUAAGGGUCAUUCACAAGGAACACCAGCAGACAGAACACAAUGUUCACUUACGAGCUCUUGCAUGCCUGUUUUCUGCGUUUUGCUGGAAGGUUGAGGCACACUGUGUUUCAGCAACACCUGGCUCAUCUUUGAGUGUUAGGUGCAGGGAAAAAAAUCUCUCUCUUUCUUCAUUUAAAAGGUUGGCACUGAGUCACUAACAACUGUAAAGCAGAUUGUUGGAGAGGUCCAGAGAGACGCUCCUCAGACUAAGUGUACCAAAUUAGGCAAACAAGUGAUAGAAUCACAUCUGCAGUCUGUGUUCCCAUCGUAAUUGUCCCAGCCAAGAUCUGUGCAGUGUUGAAGCAGAUGCAAUACAAGAAGGGACAAGUAGGGAGAAUGAGAACAAGUGGUUUAUUCAGAAGACAUAGGCUUAAAAACUGAUCUAAGCCACCCUCUAGAUUACUCAUGCUUUACAAGAUGAUAUCUGCACAUUUUUAUUCGUCUUAAACCCCCCUAUCAUUAUUAAAGUGCCUCAUUUCAUUUGUCCAUUUACACUGAGUUCCUGAUCCCUACCCCACCCCCAAAAUAACUUCAGGCCCACAUCCUCCCCCCACCAACACCACUUUGCGAAUUUAAAUUCUCCCACCUGAGUAUAGAGGGUAGAUUUAACCAUUUUCUUCCCCUGUUGCAGCCUUCAGGAACAUCUCUUUCUGAAGCUGGGGUUUGCAUUUGGGAGGAAAUCCCUCACUGAGACCAACAGGGAAUUCCCCCCUAAAGCUAAUUCCAAGUUCAGUGGAAGGAUUUUACUCAAGACUGCAUCAGGGGGAGGGAAUGACUUCCUGUCCCUCCCAUGUCCCCUCCUUCGUUCCCUUUCACUGGUGCUACUCCUCAGCUGCCUCCCACCAGUCUAGCAUUGUGCAGGUCCACCGCCGCUUGGCCCCUUCCACCGCCCUGACCUGACAACUUCCCCCUUCUCCUCUGGGCAAGGGCUGGAGCUGUGGCUCGUCACCCAUGGAAGCCAGCCAUCUACCCCUGGCCCCUGCCCAUCUACAUGAGUCAAGGGGAAUAGCAGCGCCAGAGGCCGAAUGCAGGGAACCCCCCUCCACAAAAGGUGGGAGGAUUUGGUGUCCUUGAAAGUAUAUGUGCCCCCCACCCCUUUAUUUUGACCAACCUGUCCCAUAUUUUGCCCAUCCAAAGAUGGCAAUUCUAGUCUCCACAGUUCCUCAUUCCAGGGCAACCAAAUAUUUGAUAAGCACCUAGAACCCCUUAGAGUUUAUGGCCCUUGCCUGGCUAAUUCAAGAAUGGGUUUCUCAGUUAGAUUUUAACCCUUGCUGGAUCUAGGAAUCAGAAGAGACUAACCAGUUUCCCAACUGAGCAUUCACUUAAGUACAGAACAACAGUAUUACUAUAAGUCAGAACAAUAUGGGUAUUCACCAGCACACAACUCCCUGUGCAGCUCAAAUCAACAUUCCCAUAAUUUUAGAGAUAUCAGCUCUCAGCUACGCCUUAUUGUUCCUUUUCUGUAUGCAAAGAAUGACUCCCAGAUACCAUCUGAGCACAGUGUACCUGCUUUGGUGGCCAGAGCAAUCUGAAAACAAGUCACACGGGGAUGCAUAAGCAAUGGUGAAGAAAUGCAGAAAGUGCUGUGUUAAAAUAAUGUUAAGCAAUAGUAAUGUUAGCAUAGCAUAGCCCUGAAUGGGAAAAAGUCUGUUUUUGAAGUGUAAUGAUGCCCUCAAGCAGGACAUGAGUGUAAGAGCACUCUGCCCAUCUGUGAUCUCCUCAUAGUGGAGGUAGAACGUAGCCAUUGUGGCUAUGAGUUUUUGAUAGCCUUAUCCUCCCUGAGUUUGUCUAAUAGCCUUCUAGUGACAUCCCAGUUGGCAGCUUUCACUGCCUCCUGCAGGAGUGAGUUCCAUUGUUUAAUCAUGCACUGCAUGAAGGUACUUUCUUUUCUGUGUCUUGAAUGGAUGAAGGAUGGAGAAAUGAGUGUGGAGUUGUGUGUGUAGAAACCAUUGGCUUUUGCAUGGCUGGAAUGCAGUCUUAUUUCCCCCCUAGCCCCACCUACCUUUGGCAUGCAUCUCCUAGGGCAUUCCCCAUGACAGAAAACAGGUCUUGGCAUGGAAAAGGUUUCUUAUACCUCCACUGCGCUUGCUUGCUUGCUCUCUUACUCACUCACACACACAAAUACAGCCUCGUUGUCUGCUGUGUUAGAAACAUAAAUGAGUGCUGUACUACUGCCAGCUCAAAUAUUUAGCUUGUGGCUUACUUUGCAGUUUCGUUCCUUUAUUGAUUGUGUUUAUUUUAAUAAUUGCAUCCUUCUUUGAGAAUUGUGAUGGUUAUAAGUCAAGGCCAUGAGUAGCAUAAAUAAAGAGAAGAAGUAAUCUUUUACAGGAAGCGAUAGUGGCAUUGGACAUGCAUUGGCGAAGUACCUUGACCGUUUAGGAUUCACCGUGUUUGCCACCGUUCUGAAUGAGAGAGGGCCUGGUGCAGAAAAACUGAGGCAGUCCUGCUCAGAUAGACUUUUUGUUCUGCAACUAGACAUCACCAAUUCGGUGCAGAUUAAAGAAGCGUACCUUGAAGUAAGAAGGAAGUUGCAAGGUGCAGGUAUGUUCUGUGAAGGGAGUGUACACAGUCCUCGUGGGUGUUGCUUGUGAUCUGAAAUGACGUUUUGCAAAGUUUCAAAUGUUGUCUUGGUUGAUCUAGGCCUCAGGAUUCCAACACUCCUAUUUCAGUAUCGAAAUCUGACAUGCCACUUGGUGCAGAAAUUGGAUGCUGUUUGCAUUUGGAAUACAUGAACAUACAAUGACGCUGAAUGUUGGAAGAUUGAUGGCAGAUAAAAGAAAGUACUUUUUCAGCACAGGAGGCAGUGAGGGUCACCAACCUAGAUGGCUUUAAAAGAGAAUUCAACAAAUUCAUGGAGAAGAGCGCUCUUGAUGGCUAUCAGCGAUGGCUAGUUUCUGCAAUGGUUCUGAAUACCAAUUGCUGGAAACGGCAGGAGGGGAGAGGGCUGCUCUUGUGCUCAGAUCCUGCUUUCUCCUUUCCCAGAGGCAUCUGGUUGGCCACUGUGAGAAACGGAUGCUGGACCAUGUAGGCCAUUGACUUGGUCCAGCAGGCUCUUAUUAUUAUCUGAAAGCUGAGCCAACAUAAUUCACAAUAUGUAACCAAAGCACAGCCAACCUUUGAAAUUUACCUUUCUUCUGCACUUUGCAGUAUACUGUAUUUCUGCAGCCAUGUAAUGCACACACAAAAAGCACAUGCUGGGCUAAAGUGUCCAUAAAAAUACAUAGAUUCAUGAAAAUUACACACACAAAUGCAUUGCGUAUUAUAUAAAAUACAUAAAAGCCCCUUGCACAGACUUUAAAAUACAAGCAUCUAUUAUUAGAAUGCACCAUGAAACAGUCCCACUAAAACAUAAAAAGUGCCCUCAAUUAAAAUUAACAAUAAAAGAAUCCUAUAAAAGCAACACAGUAAUUAGUAAUACAGUGGUACCUCGGGUUACAGACGCUUCAGGUUACAGACUCCGCUAACCCAGAAAUAGUACCUCGGGUUAAGAACUUUGCUUCAGGAUGAGAACAGAAAUCGUGCGGCGGCAGUGGGAGGCCCCAUUAGCUAAAGCGGUAUCUCAGGUUAACAACAGUUUCAGGUUAAGAACGGACCUCCAGAAUGAAUUAAGCUCUUAACCCAAGGUACCACUGUACUUUAAUAAUGGAUGCUUGUAUUUUAAAGUCUGUGCAAGGGGUUGUUAUACGUUGUAAACCGCACAGAAGUCUAUUUCAGCAUAAACCAUGCAAAAACCUAUGAGCAGCAUAGAAAUUAAAUAAUGAUACCAGCUGCCUGUUGCUUCCUCCCGUCUGCAGUCAGAUGUUGUCAAAUCAACUAGCAAAUGGAUUGCUGUAUGUCAAGAUGUUCUCAGAUACUGACAUUUCAACAUCUUUGGGUCAAAGGCUGCUGUUAAUUAGCACAUAUAUCUGCUGCAUAUUUGGAGACAAUUCAGCAUGAGGGAUGGAUUGAUCAGUCCAUUUUGGUUUCUCUGAGGGGUUUUUUUAAGUCUUCAUGGAAAUUUACAAGCAUUUUAGUGCAAAUUGUUCACUAUAUACACAUCCUGGUAUGCAGUUCUGCCUGAUAUACACAUUUUUGCAAAGCCAUAUCCCUGUAUUCAGUGCUGUUUUUCUAGAAAAAAGAGGUGCCAGAGCUCACCAUGAACUUUUCCUUUGUUCUCUUAGAAUGGCAAUGGCACCCACCUAAGAGUUGCCAGAGCUGAGCUCCAGCUGAAAAAAAUAUCCCUGGAUUCUUGUAUGAUAUUCUCAUUAAUUUUUGUGUUUUAUGGAGACUUUCCACUAAUGUAUUUUAUAGACAUUAGUUGCUUGGCACUUUCCAAACCAACAUGCAAAUGGUACCACAGCCAUCUUUUGAAAUUUGCAUUUUUCCGUUUUUCAAUGUAGGUCUCCAGCCAUGUAAGCCAACUAAUGUAUAUAAUAAUGCAUACAGUAGGGUACAAUAGGCAUAAAAGUCAUGUAUUAGUUAAACCUCCUUGCAAAAAAAUGCAUUGCAUUACUGGAAAUUGUGUUGCAAAAAAAUGUAUAUAUUAGGCAGGAAUGUGUGCAAAAAUUUGUAUAUUAUGAGAAAUUUGAAUUAAAAUCCUGAUGAAUUCUCAUGAUGACUUUUUUUUUUUAGAAAAAUCUCGAACAAAGGUGCUGAACCGAAGAAUGGAAAAAAUGAGAAAGUGAGAGGAGCUGAAAUUGUCAGAUUUGUAUAGCCUUGUUUCCUUCUUCCUUGCCAGAUCUCUGGGGUGUCAUCAACAAUGCUGGGGUCCUGGGUCUCCCGGGAGAUGGCGAACUGCUCCCUAUGCAAUCUUACAAGCAGUGCAUGGAUGUCAAUUUCUUCGGUCCCGUUGAACUGUCAAAAGCAUUCUUGCCAUUGCUCCGCAAGUCCAAAGGAAGGCUUAUUAACAUUUCAAGCAUGGCAGGUGAGUCAAACAAAAUAUGUUCAUGCCAUUCAUAUAGUUACAGACUUGCUAUUCUAGGCUGGCUGUUCUCUGCUCACCAUCCUGCUGUCUUUAUUCCUGUCGCAGAUGCCCAGUGUGGGAGGAUUCCCAGUUGAAAACUCCAGCAAAAACAGUAACAACAAUGUGCAAGUCAAGAUUGAAUGGUUGGGAGAUAGGACAGAGCACACUAGGGCAGGCUUCCAUAUAACUGUCUAGUCUGGAAGUGGUGGUUGCUGGGAUGGAGACCACAGCCUUCAUGGUUAGACUCAAUCACAGGGCUCAACUUCCUUUUUUCCCCAAGAGGAGAAAGAUGGGUUCCCCACUCCCCAUAGAAAAACAACUGAGAAAUCUGAGGUUUUAGCAUAGCUGUGAUCGGGCAACAUAAUGUUCUACCACACAAAGGUAGCAGCAAAGGCCAAUUCAUCUAACUUACAUCUUCUUUCAUAUGACUAGUGUGAUGAUGAUGAUUAAUAUUAAUAGUGUGAUUGUUUUACUCCUCACAGAUUUUGGCACUCCCUCCUGAGAGAAGCUCGACUGGCUCUCUUCUUGUUCCAGCUAAUUUUUUUUUGUUCCAACAGGCUUUGGGGAACUGACUGCCUAUCAUGAAAGGGCUGGUGCCAGGCUAUUUUUAUUGGAAUUAUUUGUGUGAUUUUAAUAGAGUUUGUAUAUGUACAGUGGUACCUCAGGUUACAUAUGCUUCAGGUUACAUACGCUUCAGGUUACAGACUUCGCUAACCCAGAAAUAGUGCUUCAGGUUAAGAACUUUGCUUCAGGAUGAGAACAGAAAUCAUGCUCCGGCGGCGCAGUGGGAGCAGGAGGCCCCAUUAGCUAAAGUGGUGCUUCAGGUUAAGAACAGUUUCAGGUUAAGUACGGACCUCCAGAACGAAUGAAGUACUUAACCUGAGGUACCACUGUAUAUAGUUUUAGGUCUAGCAACUUUUUUUUUUAAAAUGAUAGUUUUUUCUAUGUUUUCGGCAGUUCCUAUUUUUAUAUGUAAGCCUCUCGCCUUCUGUUGGAUGUCAUAGUUCCUGCAUCCCCUGUGGUGCCCCAUAAGCUCUGCACCCGGUACAAUUGCACCAUUCGUGCUCUCCUAGAUCUACCUUUGCACAGGUCAGAGCUUCCGUACCCCUGAUACAUACUGUUGUUUUUUUUCCAAAAUAAUAUUUAUUAAAGUUUCAAAGUUGCAGAAAAAAAGGAAAAAUUUAAAAACAACACUACAAUACAUAAAAAAGAAGGGGGAAAAAAGCAAAACACAAAAACCAAUGCAACAAUACAACAAAAAGAUAAAGGGGGAAAAAAGAAACAAAAAAAGACACAAAUCCCAUAUUACAUAUCUUUAACUUCCAUUUGCUUGUUUCAUUGACCUCCUCACACCUCCCUUUUUGUAUUCUAGUUUGGUUAGUUAUUUCAGCAAAUUCUUUCCAUCUUUCUUAAUUUUUAUUAAAUAAUUUAUCUUAACAAUUUAACCUAUUAGUUAACUCAACAAAUCCUUUCCAUCUUUCCCCCAUAUUCUGUUAUUCAAAUUACUUUAAUUUAUUUAACCUUAUCUUACUAUAAAAUACUUUAGAGCUUAAAGCUUAAUACUCGAUUAUACAUAGCUCCUGAUAUCAUUUCUACUAGAGUCAUAUAGUUUCAUUCCAACAUUUCCCCUAAUAUUCCUUAGUUUUAGGCCAAUUCCCUAGGGGAAAAAAAUUUCUUUAUAAAUUUUCUUCCAAUCUUCAUCCAACGUCUCUUCUUCCUGGUCUCGGGUCGUGUCAGUCCUUACUGUCCAUUCCAUCUAGUCCAUCAACCUGGUAAUCUUAUGUCCGAGGCCCUUAAGUCUCUUCCAUGUCCCUUCUGCAGAUCUUCUUCUUCUUGUUUAUACUUGCCCUUUUCCUUGUCUUUUGUUGGUCUCUUUCUUAAUUUCUUUCCUUUCUCAUUGAGGAGUAGGUCUCUGGGGGAUUCCAACCCAAAAUUAUCUCCAUCUCCCUUCAUCAAACCAGCCCAUUCCCCACAGUCCCACUCCCCACAGUCAUCAAUGUAAUCCAAAAAAUAUUUAAAAGCAUAUUUCAAGGUCUCUCCAAAAUUAAGAACCUCCUCAGCUCCAGACUCCCCCUGGCCCACUCCAACUUCAGUCUUCAAAGGCAGCGGCUUAUGCUCCUGUAGGGCCUCGGGUCUCUCCAUUUGUAUUAUUUGAGGUGCAACCGCAACCUCCUCCAUUAUUUUCUGCACUUGCCCAGUCAGUACAGGUUCCUGAGUUGGUCCCUGAAUGGUUUCUGUAUCAAUAUUCCGUUUGUCCACAGUUAUUAUCCACAACAGUCAUCAAGUCCAUUUUCUCAUUCAUCAAAUCCAUCUUCUCAUGCAUCUGUUCCAACAAGGCACUUGUCUUGCAUAAAGCAAGCACCAAACCUUCCUCCCAGCUCAUAUUUAGUCAAGGUCCAAAAAGACUGGUCCCACGAUCUUAAUCUCACAGCUGUAGAGUCCUCAAGUAGACUGCAGCAACAAUUUAACAAGCUCCCUCUAGAGGAGACAAUUUCUAUUUGUAUCCAUUUUUUUAAGGCAAGUCCAACAAAGGAAAAUUACUUUCAUUUUUCAGAUAUUUUGUUUCUUUAGAAUGCAAAAGGCAACAUUGGAAUCAGUUUAUUACUCUUCUUUAGCUAUCUGUCAGUAUUCCAUUCACAGUCAAUGAACCUCUGCAACAAUUUCUGUCUCUGACACCCCGUUCCCAGGUUAGAGACGGUGGAAACUUAUCUUUCUUCACUCCCUCUCCUGCAGGGGUUAAACAAAGUCCCCCCCCCCUUUUCUCCUGCUUCCAAGGGGGUUUCAGUAGUUAUACAUGAAGGAAAUUUAGACUUUUUUAACGACUUUCCAGGCUUUAGCUUACAAGGUUUUUGCUUUAGUCUAUAUACAAAAAGCGGAAGGCGGACUUCCUGUUUUGAACCUUCCCGCUUCGGUGCCAAAUUAAGAUAUUUCUUGAUCCAAUUUUCCGUUUCUACUCACGGGUACUUGUUUUAAAUCCAAUUGUCCACAGGAAAAAGUCAGCGCUCUCCGGCAAUGGCUGUGCAGCUUCACUCCGUGAAAGUAGCAAUCAGUUCGCAGCACCGCGCCGCUCACCCCACUUCACUCCGGGGCCCCAAAAUGGGGUUCCUGGUGAGUAGGGGGGGCGCUCCUGGUGCCCUGCCGAACCCCACGUUCCCAGGCUUCCUCCGCCUGGGAUUUCUAGCGGGUCCCCACCUUCACCGCGGCGGGAAUACCCAGUUCCCACGGAGCCAGUUCCUCCAAUCGGAGGAACUCCGCCAUUCACCGAUGGCGCUAACCCGGAGGUCCGUACCCCUGAUACAUACUGUUAAAGACAUUAAUUGUCCUUAGCUUUAAUUUUUUGACAGGUCCAAUAAAGACAAUGUAGCAAUUUUUCCAAACAUAUUACUUAAAAGUGGACCCUGUUUCAGAGCCAUAAAAAGAUAACAUUAUGAGAUGUGUUCCUACAGAAUAGGGAACAGCACAUUAUGCAUCUUUUAGAAAUCUCACUUCUCUUUGGGGGCCUGUUAAACAUUUGAAAUAAUGGAAACAUGACUUGCUCGAGGCACUGUUGUCCGCGAGCCAAGGAAAUUUGUGUUGGAAUCUCUUCAGACUACAAGGUUUCCUUCCUGACAGUUGGGAUUGAUGAAGACAGGGUAAAGCGAGGCAAUCGGAAACUUGUUAAAAAUGUUCCUUCGCCUCCUGUCUGUUGCUUUAGGCUCCAUCUCCAGCAAUGGCAGGAGUCCAAUUGCUGAGCCAAAUGGCGUAUGUAUUCAUCAAUUUCAGCAGGUGAAAAAAUCCGGUUUGUCAAAAGUGUCAGCAUCACUUUCGGUUUUGCAAAAUGAGAAAACAGCCAACUGAAGAGCAUUUGGAACAACAAGCUGAUAAAUAUGUAACCAAAAUAUCCACAAACUCACCGACUAACUUCCUGUUGUAUGUGUGUACUUGUAGAGAUCAUGAAAAAUGUAGUUGGGUUUGCAUUAUAAUGGGAACCUGCCUCAUUUUUCCAGAAGAUGUAUUUCCAGAAGAAUACAUCAACAGAAAUACAGCUAUCCUUGAAAAUUGUGCUUCUCCAAAUUUUGCCAUCAAGUGCAUAUUAGAGAAAAUCCGGGGGAAUGCAUAAUUUAGUGGAAAUAACAUACAAAGAUGUGUUUAUAUUUGGAGAAACGGCUUGCAAAAAAAUGUGAAUAUCAGGCAAAAUUGAAUACAAAAGUUAUGUGUAUUAAUUGUUAUUGCUGCAGCAACAAGCAAACUGUUUGUACAGAUGCAUCCAGAUCAGUGUUAUAUUUCUAGAAAAAUUGGUGCCGGAACUUACCAUGCACGCCUCCCCUGCUCUCUUAUAAUGGCAAUGGCGCCCACCUGAGAGGAGCUGGAACAGAGUUCUGGUGAGUGCCGGCUGAAAAAAAAAAAAAGCCCUUAUCAAGAUUGGUGAUCUAUCAGUCCACAAGGGCUAUAACCUUAAAACACAAAGAAAAAAGAAUGUUGAUUGAGUCACACUGAGAUUGGCCUUUUUGCAGUGUUUUAGUAGUGUAAGUUUUCACUAGACAUGAAUGAAUAUGCCACUGUAGGUCUCUUUCAGCAUCUGAUUUUUCCAGCCUUAAAAUCAGUUCUCCACAUUUCCAUAACAGAUCACAUCAUUUUAAAAAGCCCCCAUGAAAAUUCAUCAAUAUGUUAGGGCAAAUUUCUCAUAAUACACAUACGUUUGUAUGCAAUUUUGCAAAAUGUACACAUUUUUGUGAUUUCCCAUAACAUAAUGCAUCUUAAUCUUAUUUUCAUUAAUAUGAGCAUCUGCAGAUGUGUGACAGAUUGCCUGUUCUGGUCUAGGAAUUAGUGUUAAGACUUUAUCACAGUUAAACCAGAAUUUGGGUGGAGUGUGCUGCAGAACAGAGUGAACACUAGAACAAUAAAUUGAAGGGAACAGAGCAAACCCAUCCCUAGGGAAAAUCUUAAUGCAAUGGUUUCAUGUCAACUACGUAUUGCUGGGGACACGUGGAUUGGAUUGGCAGUGACCAUGCAUCUCCCCAUACCAUAGAUUGGGUCAUAGCCAUUGUGCAACACCAAUUCCAUCUGUGUCAAUUGCAACAACAGUCACUGUUGCAGGAGAAACAGGGCUUGGCUUUACCCUUCUGUGCAUUCUUGUCACUGCCCUUUUGUUCCAUUAUACGCAGUCCCUGCUCACCGGAGUACAUAGCAAUGAGGUUUAACGAAGUCAAUCUGACCUCAGUAUUGGAAUUACAGUAGCUAAGCAAGUUAAAGGGAGAUAACUUGGAUUUAGCACGUAUCUCCUGAGAACAAAAACCGAGAUAGGCUGCUAAUAAAGCAGAAACGCUUAUCGUUCCGUCUAUCUUGCUUCUUUGGAAAAUUUUCAAUCAGGUAAUUAGAGAAGAGUUAUUGCCUUCCUGCUGGUGUGCAUUCAAACAAGUACAUUCAGAGCUUCAACAAUCAAAGGUACAACUUUCUGAAUUAAAAUUUGGAGACAUUCUCCAUUCCAAAAAAAUAACUGCUGGAGCUGACCAAAGGCUUAUCAAGUUCACCAUCCUCUUUUCACACCUCCCAAAUCAAGAGACAAAGUGAAGACUAUCUAGCCUUUACAACCCCUAAAUUUUGCCCUGCAGCUCUCCAACCAAAGGAUGUGUAUUUAAAAAUGUGUAGCAACAUAUUAUUUUAGUGUGAAAUUGCUUGUAAAUAAUGCAUAUGUUGGGCAAAUUUGGGUACAGAAAUGUGUAUAUUAGGAGCAAUGUACACAAAAAUGAAUAUGAAUUUCCAUGCAGGCUAUAACUAACGUUGAGCUAUGUGAUAAUCCUUCAGUCUCAGGAGACUGUUUUUAUUGCUCCCAUAGGAGGUAUCCCCAUGCCAGGCUUUGCUGCCUACGGUGCAUCCAAAGCAGCCCUAUCCAUGUUUUCUGGAGUCAUGAGGCAAGAGCUCUCCAAAUGGGGCAUUAAAGUAUCUGUGCUUCAUCCAUCAGGCUUCAAGACAUGUAAGUUGCUGGUACACCUGGUUAUCUAGCUCACAAUGGGGGGGGGGGGACCUCCUUGGAGUCAGCCAAAACCAUGAAUGGCACAGAAACACCAGUGUCACCCACAGGAAUGUGCAAAGCCUGUACUUCGCUAUUUAGGGUCCCAGGUGGAGUCUUAGUGAUAGGUUGCAUAGGGCAACACUUCUAGGAGUUCAUCAAUCAUCCUCAAAAGGGGCAGACUUUUAUUUCCCCUUCCACAGAGGUGGCUGGCCUCAAAGGGUUGUCUUCUUGUAUAAAUGCCAGUUUCCUAGAGGUCAAGGGAAGACACCCCAAAACAACUUGGGCUUAUUAGAUUCUAACCAGGCAGCUACCGUAUUUUUCGCUCCAUAAGACACACCUAGUUUUUAGAGGGGGAAUGCAAGGAAAAAAAAAAUCUUUAAAGGGAGCGCUGAGCAGAGCCUGUAUGCAUCCCACGCUCUGGUCAGCUGUCCCGUUCACGAACUGCAAGGAGCGUGUGUGCGGUGCUUGCAGGCUUUUCCCCAAGGAGGGAGAAGGGCAGACCGUCACUGAUGGGCUGUCUUUCUCCCUCGUGGAAAAGCCCCCAAGAGCCGCACACACGCUCCACGCAGCUCUUUAAAAGGAGAGCUGACCAGAGCCUGGGAUGCAUACAUGAAGGGCCCCGUGCCCUGCGGAGGCUUCGCGCGGCUAAGCCAGAAGCUAGAACAGCUAGAGGGAGCGCUAGAGAUUUCACCCCUCCCAUAUCCAAGAAUCUGCUGAUGAGUCUGGUGAUUUUCCAGAGAGGAGGGGUAGUGUUCUGCUCUCUACUUAUUCCGCUCCAGCCUAACAUCAGUCAGUCAGUCAGUGUUCAGUGACGCAGAUUCAGACUUAGCAGUCAGUUCAGUCAGUGACUUAGCAGUCAGUUCAGUCAGUGACGCAGAUUCAGACUUAGCAGCUUCAUAUACUUUAGCUCCCCAUUCUCUCAAAGAGGAGGAAGCACCAAAACAAGAGGAUCAGGAAGUUUUGUGCAGAUCCGAGAGAACAACCAAGGGUGUACCAGCAAAAAGGUUUUCUGAAGAGUUCGCCAAGACUGCAGUCACAAGCAACUCUGGUGUGGUUUUUAACCCAGGCAUGAAGUGUGCUGAGAGUAGUAGCACCAAAUGCUUCAUUUAUUUCCUUACCUGACCUUAAGUGGUUCAUGUAUAAUAUGUUUAAAGGAUCAGGAUUGAAGGAGCAAGCAUGUGUUUGAGUAAAAAAAAUGGUUUGUUCAAAUCUGCCUAAUUAACAAUAUCAGUUUGCAUUUGAGAGUGAGAAACGUGUAUGAAGAUUUAUCUAGAAGCUGCUUUUUUGUUUGUAUAUUCACAAUGUGUAUUUCGUGUGUACUACAGAUUGAGGUUUCUGUUUUAACUCUUUCCUGAUAGACACAGAGUGGUUGCAGUGACUGUUUAAUGAUGUGAUAAAAGUGUCUUAGAUAAGGGGGAGAGAGAUACUUGCAGAUAUGUUACCAAGGUUGUAAGCAGGGAACAACUUUUGGAGUGUGUGUGUAAAUUGCAGUUAUACUUAGAUUCUUGAAUGGUCGGAUGAAAUGGGGGAGGAUGAGGAGAUUUCACCCCUCCCAUAUCCAAGAAUCUGCUGAUGAGUCUGGUGAUUUUCCAGAGAGGAGGGGCAGUGUUCUGCUCUCUACUUAUUCCGCUCCAGCCUAACAUCAGUCAGUCAGUCAGUCAGUCAGUCAGUCAGUCAGUGUGUUGGAGAGAGAGAGAGAGACUGAGUGUUAGAGAUUGUGUGUAUAGAUAAGGUUGCUGCUAAGAGCAGCUGCAGACACUCAGUGCAGUUCAGUUUUUUAGUUUAGACCUCAUUUAGCUCUGUAUAUAGUUGUAUAUUAUAGUUGUAGAUAGAAUAAUGAAGAUAUUCUACAGAGCUGCUCUCCGAGUAGUUUAUGCUCUGCUAUACUCUGCUAUACUCUGCUGUGUGACGACUGUCUUCUUGUGGGAGUGAAUCCGGUGCUCACAACACUAAGCUGUGAGUCCACAGCACUUUGACCUGUUCCUGUGCAGAAGGUAGUCUCUGGAAGUGCUACCCAGCUCGCCUAGCCCAGUCGGGGUUGAAGUGGAUGAGUCCAGUUAGUGGCACUGGCUCAACUCCACGCUCCACGCGGCUCUUUAAAAGGAGAGCUGACCAGAGCCUGGGAUGCAUACAUGAAGGGCCCCGUGCCCUGCGGAGGCUUCGCGCGGCUAAGCCAGAAGCUAGAACAGCUAGAGGGAGCGCUCCCUCUAGCUGUUCUGGCUUCUGGGAUAGCCGUGCAGUCUGCAUUUGCUCCAUAAGACACACACACAUUUCCCCUUACUUUUUAGGAGGGAAAAAGUGCGUCUUAUAGAGCGAAAAAUACGGUAAUUUGUUUGAGAAGGUUUAUUGCCAAGGUAUGAUGUCUUUGAAUAGCCUGUGAACUAAAAUGUGCAAAAGGAAAUGUGGUUAGCCGGAUGAUCUAUUAUGGUUGCGUCCUGCCCGAAAUAGAUCUUUUCAUUCCACAUUAUGUUUUUGAAGCAUUUGUCUUGAGGUGGCAAAUUGGAACCUGUGUGCAUGACUCAGAGGAUAAUUAAACCAACACACAUCAAGUCCAAGCAUGCCAUCACUUUCCCAGACAAAAUCUUUAUAAUAGCAUUUAUAAAUAAGUGAACUAGUCUUCAACUAUCCAGGGAACUCCUGAGACCACACACACACACACACACACACACACACACACAGAAUAAUAUGGAUUGAAAAGAUGUUCAUUCAUUUCUGAAGCACAGUCCCCAUGGAUUUGUGAGUCAUUGUGGCCUUUUUCAGUUGGUUCAUUUGUUCCUUGGUGGCUCUUGUGAAUGGCUGAAUAUCUGUCCAUAUCACAAAUAAGUCUUGCCCUGUAUCAGCUGACUUUCCUAAUCUCAAGGGGGAGAUUGGACAGUAUCUGUUUCGCUCAGAGAUUAGAACUAGAAUAGGGAAAGUGGUGGAAUUCACUCUAGGCAGACAGAGCAUCAAACUGGCCCAUAGCACACUUGUCUUCUCUCUUUGCAAAGCAGUAGUAGUAGUAGUAGUAGUAGUAGUAAUAGUAGUAGUAGUAUACUGCCCUUUAUCCACAGAUGGGGUGGUUCGCAACAUACAAGUACAAUAUAUAGAAAUCAUUAUAUAGAUAUACUCAUUUAUACAUAAUAAAAAUAAGGACAAAAGAAAACCAAUACUCCUUCCCCUCCCACAACACAUUUAAAAGGGCAUUCCACGAAGAACCUUAAUCGCAGUGACUUUCUGCAGAUGUUUGUAUUUCUUAAGAAUUUUUAGAAUAGGACAUUUGUUCCUAUAUGAUUUAGUCAGCUACUCUCAUCAUCUUCACUGUCUGCUAACUGGGCACUGCUGAAAUGUGUAUUUGCUUCAGUUUGGGCCUCAUUGAUUUACUGUUGAGACAAUUAGCUUAGCCAUUAACUACCAUUAACAUCCAUUGUUUUAUCGUUAACAUUUCUCUCACCUUUCUGUCCACCAUGACUUUGCCAAACACACACAAAAAGGGCUGCCAUUGUCCUACAUCUUAAUGUGGAAUUUAUUACUGUAACCAAAAAAUGAGCUUUAUUUGUAUUUUGUGUGCAUCAAAAUGUGAGAUGUAUGCAGAUAUUUUUUAUAAGAACAUUGAUCAUUAUGACAUUAUAAUAAAUGGUCAUUUUUCCUACCAUCCAGUUUAUGCUUAUUAAUACAUGCAAAAAUAUAAUAUGCAUUCAAAAAUGACAAAAGGGCGGUAACUCCAUUUUUUAUGUGUGUGUCCGUCACCUCCUCAUUGUCACUUGAACAGACAGUAACCCUGAGGCAAGAUAUAUACUUCAGUGGGCAACUGCCAGCUCAUUGAGUUGUCAUCAUAAAAAAUGUAAGCAAUAAUAUUAUUUUCAAAAGGCUAAAGGACCAGCUUGGGAAUGAUUAAAAAUAGCAGAAUGAGAACUGAAGCAAAAUGGUAUGGGCACUGAGUCCAUGGAACAAACUGGUACCAGGAUUCGGAUUACAUCCCUAAUCUAGCAUGCAUAUGUUCCAAUCUGUCACCUGGGGUAGUUCCUUUAGGAACCCCAUAUGCCUCUUUUUCUAGUUAUUUUAUUUUCAUCAGAACACCUGAUGUCCUUUUAUGAAGCCUAGAUGUUCAGCAGUGUUUUGUUCUGUCUUCCAGGUAUCCAGGGAACUCCGGAGAUCUGGAAUAAGGAAGAACGCACCCUUCUUGAGAAUCUCAUGCCUGAUGUGAAGCAAGAUUAUGGCGAAGAAUACAUCCUCAAGCUGAAGAUGGCUCUCAAUGCCAUGCAAUUUCUUUCCAUGUCAGAUCUCUCUCCCGUGCUUUGUGAUGUUUUACACGCAUUAUUGGCAGAGCGCCCAUGUGGUUUAUACACUCCAGGCAAGAAUGCUUACAAAUACCUUCUCAUCUUCUGCUAUUCUCCUCUCUGGUUUUAUGACUUUUGCAUAAGGAAAAUGUUCAGCACCUCCGACAUGCCCAGCGCUCUCAGAGCAGCAGAGAAAGCAAACAAGAACUUGUAGGCAGAUACUGCCUGACUUAGUCAUUUGUGUGUCAGGCUAUUUAGCUGCCUUGUGAAUGUUGGGAAUCUUGCAUUUCAUGUGUUAAAAACACAUUGGAUGGAUAAAAGAGGGGAAUGUUUAGAUUUAAGGCAGAAACCCUCUCUAUUCUGUACAUUGCACCUCUUAUCUACUAUUUUUGAUACCUUUUCCUCUUGAGUUAGGCUGAACUGAAACUCCUUUUUAAAAACAUUUUAUUAAUUUUCCAAAUAUAACAAAAAUACAAUUAAGAAACAAUACAAAAUAAAAACAAAAUAAAUUGACUUCCCCCUAGUCCCUUCCUUGGUUCCAUUGUUAAUCAACGUACCGCAUGUCCAUUGUAAAUUUGAGAACCAUUUAAAUUACUUAUUAUCCAUUCAUACAAAAUUACAAGUAAUCCUAAAACCCUGCUAAUGUAUUAACCUGUGUACAAUGCUUCUGUAUAUAUGCAAUAAACAUCUUCCAUUCUUCCUUAAA